Molecule: messenger RNA, 2186 nt
Organism: Ziziphus jujuba (common jujube)
Lineage: Eukaryota; Viridiplantae; Streptophyta; Magnoliopsida; Rosales; Rhamnaceae
Product: glutathione S-transferase F13
Exons: 3
Coding region: 1337-2017 (226 amino acids)
Cellular component (GO): cytoplasm
Molecular function (GO): glutathione transferase activity; glutathione binding
Source: RefSeq, a predicted model, not a curated record
CCAUAAUAAGUUGAACAAUUUUACAGUAUAAAUACCCUAUAGCUGAUCUAAUUGCCUUUUGGGUAUUAAAAUUGCAUAUUGUACUAGAUCUCUACUAGGGUAUGGUUUCCAUUUCUCUAUAAACGGAGAAUUACAAUUUACCUUAGAUCGUGUUAUUCUUGAUAAACUGAUAAGUAUAUGCCAAUUCAAAAUAAAAUUUCUAAUUAAUAACUUUUUAGAGAAAAAAAAAAAAAAGAAAACAAAUUGCAACUGAAAUAAUAUAUAAUGUAUUUCCUUAAUAAUUAUCUUUUAAUGAUGUUAAAAAAUUAAAUUCAAACAAUUUUAAAGGAAAGUAGGAUCUAAUUGGCAUCCCAAUCGUAUUUCCAUUUCAAGGAAAAUAUAUAUAUAUAUAUAUAUUAAAACAAUGUAUUAUCGUAUUGGAUGACGUCUUCUUCAGAGGGUGUAUUCUAGGUGGCAUAAAACUCAUCCAGCCAGCAUAAGACUUUUUGUGAAUCUUAUCGGUAUAUAUAUAUAUAUAUAUAUAUUUUUUUUUUAAUGUUUGUGAUAAAAUUUCUAUAUAGAACGUCAUGUCCGAUUAUGAAAUAAAAUAAAUUUGUACAUUUUGAAUUGAUUGAUCAUUGACAACAAAGAAAAGGAGAAAAAUUAACGGUAGCAAGUUUUUUUAAUUUUUGAAGAAUUAAUCAUAAAUUGAACAAUUUUAUAAUUUAAAUGCCCUCUAGCCGAUCUUAUAUGCCUUCGGGGUGUUAAUAUUGGGAGCCAUCAGAUGACUAGUUUAUCUCACAUCUAUCAAUGGAAAGCGAAGCUCUAAUAACUCGUCAUCAAAAGAACAUUGAACAUUCUUUUGGGUUAAUGAAUUCCUUUUAUUUAAGGAGGGAUUGAUCAUAUUGGCGUCUUAGCCUAUUUCUAUUCCAAGAAAAAGAUUAGGGAAUGGAGAAAAUUUGUGUCAAAACAUUAUAAAAAAAAAAAAAAAAAAAAAGGUCACUGUUCGCAGUAGAUUUAUAUAUAAAAGUUAUAAUGAUGUAAUAUAUCUAUUUUUUUUUAAAAAGAAAAUAAUGAAAAAAAUGAAAAAAUGAACCCCCAAUUUAGAAGGUCGCAAAAAAACAAAAUACACCGGCAAAAGUUGAAUACAAGUGAACAGAGAGAACAGAAGAUGGGCGAUUGGGCGGUAUAUUAGAUGGAGACACACAUAAAAGCUGUCCAUUCUUGUUCCACUAUAUAAACACACAACUAGCUAAUUUUGCCAACAAACCCAGUUUAGUUCUUUUCAUAUUAAUCGUUUUUCUCUGCAAUAGUCCAUAUAUAUAUAUAUAUAUAUAUAUAUCACAUAUAUACAGCCAUGGCAAAGCCAAUUAUCAAAGUUCAUGGAAUUUCACUCUCCACUUGCACUGCCCGAGUCUUGCUUUGCCUCCAUGAGAAAGGCCUCCAAUACCAACUUGUUCCAAUUGAUGUAGCUUCUGGUGCUCAUAAAAGACAACCUUAUCUGUCUUUAAAUCCAUUUGGGCUGGUACCAGCAUUUGAAGAUGGAAAUGUCAGUCUCUUUGAAUCAAGGGCAAUCAACAGGUACUUGGCGCGAAAACACGAAGACAAAGGAACCGAUCUCCUCCUAUCCAAAAGCUCCACAGAAUCCGCCAUUGUUGAAACAUGGAUGGAAGUGGAAGCUCACCAUUUCAAUGGUCCAAUAUUUGCAAUCAACCACCAAAGGAUAAUCAAUCCUCUAUAUGGGUUAGACCCAGAUGAGGAAAUUAUCAAAUCUGAAUUGGAAAAGCUAGAAAAUGUGCUUGACAUAUACGAGGAAAGGCUAUCCAAAUCUGAAUAUCUUGGUGGAAAGAGUUAUACACUGGCUGAUUUGAACCACAUUCCAUUUCUUGUUUACUUCAUGAAAACUCCAAAUGCAACUGCUAUCACCUCUCGUCCUCAUGUCAAUGCUUGGUGGAACAAGAUCUCGACGAGGAAAGCUACCAUUGAAGUUGAAGCAGGAAUGAAGCUUCACUUGGCGAAUUUUGAUAAUGAGAAAUGAGAAUUAAUUAUCAAUGAAAUACUGCAAAUGGACAUUUUAAAUAAUUAAUUCAAUGGUGGCUUUUUUUUUUUUUUUGAUUUUUUUUUUUGUCCUUUUCUGAUUUUAACAAGUAGCUAGUUUUUGUGUAAUUUUAUUCUGUCUUUCUUUAUCAGAUGUGUGUAGCCGAAAA